CUUCACCAUGGAAUAUGAAGUCAAGAAAGGGAAGAAGGGCUUUGUAUCCCCCAUCAGAAGGCUGGUGUUCCCCAAGGCCGGGCGCCGGGCAGCCUUUAGGAGCAGUGUGAGCCGCCGGCCCCUGCACUCGAUGCCCCUGUAUCCCCCUGACUACCUCAUCGACCCCCAGAUUCUGCUGUGUGACUAUCUGGAGAAGGAGGUCAAGUUCUUGGGCCACCUCACCUGGGUGACUUCCUCACUGAACCCCUCCAGUCGGGACGAGCUCCUGCAGCUGCUGGACACGGCCAGGCAGCUGAAGGAGCUGCCGCUGAAGACCACGGCGGAGCAGGACAGCAUCCUGAGCCUGUCUGCCCGCUGUCUGCUGCUCACCUGGCGGGACAACGAGGAGCUCAUCCUGCGUAUCCCCACUCACGAAAUCGCCGCGGCCUCCUACCUGCAGGACGACGCGCUGCACCUGCUAGUACUUAAGACCGGUCUGGGCGUGGACCCGGUGCCGGCUGGCGUGGACGCCAGCCCUGGGGGCGCGGGGCGAGACCCCGGCCCGCCAGGCGCGGCGCCCGAGAAGCGGCGGGUGGGCACCACGGAGCGGCGCCACACCAUCUGCAGCCUGGACUGGCGCAUGGCGUGGGGCGGGGGCGCCGAGGCCCGGGCAGCGGGCGGAGGCGGCGGCGGCGGCAGCCUGGAGCGCCAGCGCGCGGGGGCGCGGGCGUCGGGCAGCUGGGAGCGCCGGCAGACGUUCAGCGGCAGCUGGGAGCGGCGGCACGGCGGCGGCGGCGGCGGCGCGGGCAAGCCGGGCGGCAGCUGGGAGCGGAGGCAGGCGGGCGGCGGCGGCGGCGGCAGCUGGGAGCGGCGCCACCCGGGCCCCAACCCGCUCGACCCGCAGGACCCCAGCCCGGAUGCCUACUGCAACCUGGUCAUCCUGGCUGUGGCCAACAGGGAUGCUGCUGAGGAGUCCUGCGCACUGAUCUGCCAGGUCUUCCAGAUCAUCUAUGGGGACCAGAGCAUUGAGUGCGUAGAUCGGGCUGGCUACCACUACACGUCUACACCCGAACGGCCAUGGCUCUGCAGCCGCACAAUGGCUCCCAGGACACUUUUGAAGCAUGUUACAGCGGCACGUCCACGCCCUCUUUCCACGGCUCCCACUGCAGCGGCAGUGACCACAGUGGCCUGGGCCUCGAGCAGUUACAGGAUUACAUGGUCACGCUGCGGAGUAAGCUGGGGCCCCCCGAGAUCCAGCAGUUCGCGGUGCUGCUGCGAGAGUACCGGCUGGGGCUGCCCAUCCAGGACUACUGCGCGGGCCUGCUGAAGCUCUACGGGGACCGGCGCAAGUUCCUCCUCCUCGGGAUGCGGCCCUUCAUCCCGGACCAGGACAUCGGCUACUUCGAGGGCUUCCUGGAGGGCGUGGGCAUCCGCGAGGGAGGCAUCCUCACCGACAGCUUCGGCCGCAUCAAGCGCAGCAUGAGCUCCACGUCGGCGUCGGCCGUGCGCAGCUACGACGGCGCGGCGCAGCGGCCCGAGGCGCAGGCCUUCCACCGGCUGCUGGCAGACAUCACGCACGACAUAGAGGCGUUGGCCCCGGAUGACGACGAUGACGACAACGACAACGAGGGCGACGACGAUGACGAGUCCCAGGGCUCCCGGGGAGGGGGUGACGCUGCUGAAGACAACUACCUGUAGCCGCCGCCCGUGCGGAGGGCGUGGAAGGGGGUGGCCCCGUAGCCCGCCUCUGGCGCUCACUCACUCUCACCUGUGGGACCCUCAUCCACAGGCCUCCCGCCUUACACCCUGGCCAGGGUCUUCACUCCCGGGGUUGCUGUCCCUGCUUUCGGGCCCUGGUCCAUGCAGUACCAAGGACGUCCUGCAGGGGGUGGGCGAGGCCGGACCCUCGAGUCUGGGGCGGUCGCCCGGGGCUCAGCAGGGCCCUCUGCCAGCCCGGAGUUGGGCAGCAUCCGACUUUGUCCCACUAGCCCAGAGGGCUCGGCCCCAGGACCCACCCUCCUCCCCAAGGCUCCCUCCGCAGCUUUCCGGAAGGGAUGAAGGGUGGGCUCCACCUGCUGGCCGACUGAGAAAAGAAUUUCCAGAACCCAGAAGCUUCUGUUGGUCCUAUUUUACGGAGCGGGAAACUGAGGUUCAAAAAGAGGAGAAGGGACUUGAGGGGAUCUCCUGAUUCUCCUUAUAUUACCUCCAAUAGACCAUACUGAACAGUGUAGAAGGUCUUUUUAAGGCUCUAAUCGCAGCGUGUCCCCUCCCCUGAUAGCAGGAGUUGCCUCCUCAGUGCGGAGGAGAGGUUUUCGUCCCCUCAAGUUUGACUCAGGUGGAUGAUCUGGGUCUCACUUGGAGUCCUAAGACCCUGAACAACUUGCUUGUUCGGGUCUUGGAUCUGGAGCCCGAUUUGGAUUUGGGAUCUUCGAUUUGGAGCCAGACAGAGCGGGAGCUCUUACCUGGUUAGUGUCCUGGCCCCCCGUUUCCUCAUCCACCCAGGGGGGUGUCGUGGGGAGUAAUGAAAGCCAAGACCUUCGUUCAGGCUUUAGCACGUGAUAGGCGCUCAAUAAGUGACUUUCCUUGCCACAUCGAACACUUUCUGACUCGGUUUUCCUGUCUUGCCUGCGAUGGGAUGAGAACUGGGGGAGAGGGUGUUAAGAAGACCCUCAGGUAGCUCUGUUUGG
Messenger RNA from Propithecus coquereli (Coquerel's sifaka), 2666 nucleotides. It is a transcript of the gene CCM2L, whose product is annotated as cerebral cavernous malformation 2-like. The transcript is spliced from 9 exons. Gene Ontology annotation, biological process: heart morphogenesis. NCBI's taxonomy places the organism in Eukaryota, Metazoa, Chordata, Mammalia, Primates, Indriidae. The record is from RefSeq and is a predicted model, not a curated record. The coding region runs from base 8 to 1306 and encodes 432 amino acids.